UUGGUCGUCGGGAGCUUUAGUUCUCUCUCUGGAUACCCUGGUCCCCAUCGACUGUCUGUCUUGCCGACUCAUAUACCCGUUCGCUGUCUAUCAUGGCCGCGGCCCACGUAUCUCCUGAUCUUCCAAAGCCCUCUUUUGCAAAGGUUGCCGCAUCCAUAUCUAAAGGUACCGCGUCAACACCAUCCGUACGCCGCAUCGCUACGCCUUCCAAAGAGCAACCAAUGAGUUUGACUACACAACCCAUGUCGAGGGGGCCCGUCAUUGCUAAUGGCGGGCCCGCAAAGGCCCCGCCCCCCCAAGUCGUCUCGUCACAGCCUAGGAAUGUCUCAAGAGUUGUUGAGCGGAAUGCCUCAGCGGAUAAUGUUGUAGACUCACUACAUGAUCUGAGCCUUGGUUCGAAAGCUCCAAGCCUCGUGGUCAAUGGCAGCGGUACUCUGGCUGCUGAGAGGACGAUCGCCGCGAUCGGUAGAGACAGUGGAUCGGACGAUUCUCAGAGGGCCGAUUCAAGCUCCGAACUGGGCACCAAACCUCCCAGCCUGGACGGAAAAAGCAUCACCUCGGGUACAACUUUUGCGCUGGACGAGAAGGAAUCUCUUCGACCAGAUGAUAGUGCCAGUGUCAAGGCCGCAGCAGAAGAUGACGAUACCUUCUCGAUGCGCGGAUCCCUUGUCGCCGGUUCACGAAUGGGUUCAGAAGUUGCGGCAAGAGCGCGAGGAAUCCCGCUCGGCGACAUACCCGAACGAAGACUGCCACAGGUCAUGGCCGGUGCCACGGCCCAGGGCGUUCUCACUCCGCAAAGUUCAUCCUCUGAGCAAGCCCCAGGCGUGAACCCUGCCAUGCCCCUGGGCGUUGCAGGUUCUGCAGAUGCUCUGAAUGUCAUAUAUCGACAAGCACCAGACGAUAAGCUUCUUGAGGCAAUGGCCUCGCCGAAGGACAGGCUGUUCCUUCUACGGCUGGAAAACGAGCUCAUCGACUUUGUCCAGGACUCCAAGGAACCAUACAUGGACCUUCCACCGUCCAACUCGUUCUGCAGGAUGUUGACUCACAAAUUGGCCGAUUAUUACCACAUGACCCAUUCCUAUGAACCUCACGUUGGAUCCGUACGAAUCUUCAGAACCCCUUUUUGUCGAGUUCCAGCCUCUCUGGCCCUCAUCAACCCGAACCCAAACGCCUCAAGCAGCAGUACGCCGCCACCUGCGGUUUUACCCAGGAAGAUCAUGCGCCGUGGGGAAGAUAGCGAGGGUGGCCUGAGUGCCGGUCUGUCGAAGGCAACAUCCGAGAAUGGAAGUGAUUCAAAGGACAAACUGACUCUGGCUAAUCAAAAGUUAACGAGAGAGGAACGUGAGGAAAUGUAUAAGCUGGCACGAGAGCGCAUCUUUGGUAGCUCAGAGGAGAGUGUGGCUGAAAAUGAUGGCGACAACGGCGUGUCUAGGACCAGCUCCACAUCCGUCAAGGACAAAUCCAACUUGGGCAAAAGGGGGAAGAAUAGCAAACAGAGGCGCGACGACUCGGACAGCUUUGAUUCUCGGAAUCAAUACACCCCAUACUGGGGCCCUCAACAACAGACUUGGGUACCACAACCCCAGUAUGUGCCGCCGCCGAAUCCUCAGUAUAACGCCCAGCCUGCAACCCCCGCGUACCAAGGACAGAUGGCUCCAGUAUAUUCUCAGCAACCUCCUGGCUAUUCGAACAUGCCUAGCAGUAUGCCGAACCAGCCGUAUCCCCAAUACUCUAUGUCUCCUUAUCAAUCCCAGCCCAGCCAGCCACGGUAUCCCGCUGGCGGAAGCCCUAUGGCAGCAUAUGGUGCUCCAGUUCCUCCGGCCGCUCCACAGCAAACCUGGCAACCGGGCUUCACCCCGGCCCAGUUCCAGGCUAGGGGUCCUGGUCCGGUCGGGCCUCCAGUCGGGCCUCAAGUUGGCCCUCAGGUUGGUCCUCAAGCUGGUCCUCCAGCGGGUCCUCCAGGUGGCCCUCAGGGGCAAAUAGGAAUUCCAUACGCGUAUGGUCAACUACCGGCCCAUCUCAAUCCGCAUGACCCUAAGAGCCAGCAUCCCAUCCCGGGCAGCUACAAUCGAAACCACGCCUUUAACCCCAAGACGCAGUCAUUUGUACCUGGCGGAAACGGCAUGUCACCGGUGCAACCUCCUCAACCCCCCUUCACUGCUCCCGGGUCUCACCAUGGCAGCCCUCAAGUUGGAUCGCCUCACCUGGCGUAUCCCGGCUAUCCGCAGGCGAUGCCCCAACCGUAUGGAGGCGGAUACGGCAUGGUGCGACAAGGAUCCAGCAACUCAAUGCCAGCAUAUCACUCCCCGCAGCACGUCAACGUGUCGCAUAUCCCCCAUGGACCGCCGCCGAUGAUGCAAAACCCCCAGCACAUGGCAGUCCAGCCUCUCCCCCAGACCCUCCCAGCGCAUAUCCCGAACCGCCCCAACGUUCCUCAGGGGCCUAGUCAGCCCUUUACUCACCUCCCUACGUACGGCAACCCGGCGACUCUGCCGCAGAAGCCAGCUACUGGAAUUUAAGUGAGCAUCAGAUGGCGUUUAUGACAGGCGGCCCGAAACAGGCGUAUACGGCAUAAUUAGCAUCUUGGCGUUACCGGUGGACAGGAUGGAUGGCAUGAAUUUUAAAGGCCAAGGCCUAUUUACUAGAUGAGUCAAUACAAUUGUGACGUAAUUCUCUUGCGUCCCGGAGUGAGGUUUUUUAUGUG
Messenger RNA from Ilyonectria robusta, 2704 nucleotides. RefSeq lists its product as uncharacterized. The transcript has 6 exons. Lineage: Eukaryota; Fungi; Ascomycota; Sordariomycetes; Hypocreales; Nectriaceae. The coding region runs from base 93 to 2519 and encodes 808 amino acids. Gene Ontology annotation, biological process: galactose metabolic process. Gene Ontology annotation, molecular function: nucleic acid binding. The record is from RefSeq and is a predicted model, not a curated record.